This is a messenger RNA of Schizophyllum commune H4-8, 648 nucleotides long. Its product is annotated as PX-domain-containing protein. Gene Ontology annotation, cellular component: early endosome membrane; retromer complex. Gene Ontology annotation, biological process: endocytic recycling; late endosome to Golgi transport. Lineage: Eukaryota; Fungi; Basidiomycota; Agaricomycetes; Agaricales; Schizophyllaceae. The record is from RefSeq and is a predicted model, not a curated record. Bases 29 to 499 code for a protein of 156 amino acids. Gene Ontology annotation, molecular function: phosphatidylinositol-3-phosphate binding. The transcript has 5 exons.
CACGAACACCUUUCCUCCACCGUCAACGAUGACCACGACCGUAUCCCCCUUUGCGCGCAGCAGCGCUUUCGAUGACACCUUUGGCGGGCGCGGACAGACUAUCGAGGAGAUGUACUCCGUGCCUGAGAGUUUUCUGGAGAUUGAAGUGCGCAACCCGCAGACGCAUGGUUUCGGGCGCAAGAUGUAUACCGACUAUGAGAUUGUGUGCAAGACCAACAUCCCCGCAUUCAAGCUUCGACAUUCUCUCGUGCGCAGGCGCUAUUCCGACUUUGAAGCCUUCCGUGACAUCCUCGAGCGCGAGAGCACGCGAGUCAACAUCCCUCCCCUACCCGGCAAGGUCUUCACGAACCGCUUCUCGGACGAAGUCAUCGAGCAGCGACGUGAAGGUCUUGAGCGCUUUUUGAGCAUCGUUGCGGGGCACCCUUUGCUGCAGACAGGGAGCAAGGUGCUCUGCGCGUUCUUGCAAGACCCGGCAUGGGACAAGGCGCAGUGGAUAUAGGCUCGUAGCUACCUUGUCGGGACUGACACUCAUACGCCCGGCCCCUCUCGCUCUACCUGUUGUCACCUCACCCUCCAUUGUUAUCUUGCAUUGUAUUCCACAUUACGCUUGUAUGGAUCCUUUUCUUUAUUCAUCUCGUUUCUUACCAA